ACUGCUCAGCCCUUGAUUUCGGAAACCAUCGUUGCCGCUUUCUCCAGUAAGGCUCUCCGUUACCGCUUGUUUUUCGACCUAUCCGGUCAGGUUAGACGUGCGCAAAUCAAAGGCUUCGUAAUUGCUUCGUUGCUUUCAAUCUAGGAAAGAAAAUAUCUCGACUAGGUCGUAAGAAAAGAACGCUAGCCAUGACCAAAAAAUCGUCUUCUAUGCACCGAGUCCCCUCGGCUGGGGCCGUCGAGCAUGGUUAUCCAAGCGGACAUCUGGGUCAUCUCACUGAGCACGAGGAGCACGCUCUGGUAGAAUUUAAAACUCUUCUAGAGGAGAAAGGGUUAUAUAAGCCGGGCAAUCCGCCAUCUCACGAUGAUCCCACGCUGCUUCGAUAUCUUCGAGCGCGGAAAUGGGUCCCUGAAGAUGCGUACGGGCAAUUCAGCGAGACGGAAAAGUUCCGUGACGCAAACCAGAUCAAUGUGCUCUACGACACCAUCGAUAUCGAGUCGUUCGAGGCUACCAGGAAACUUUAUCCUCGAUUCACCGGGCGACGUGAUAAGCGAGGCAUUCCAAUUUACGUAUUCCAAAUCCGACAUCUAGACUCCCACGCCGUAUCCAAAUAUGAGAAGUCCACCGAGACGACAUAUAGCAGAGCAAAGACGGAUGGGAAAACGCCUGCUAAGCUACUCCGACUUAUUGCGUUAUACGAAAAUCUUACAAGAUUCGUACAACCGUUGUCAUCUGAGUGCACCGACCGCCCACACCCCGAAACCCCAAUUACCCUAAGUACCAACAUUGUCGACAUUUCCCAUGUCAGUUUACGCAUGUUCUGGAACUUGAAGGCCCAUAUGCAGGCGGCGAGUCAACUUGCGACUGCACAUUACCCCGAGACUCUCGACCGCAUAUUCAUUAUUGGGGCACCGAUAUUCUUCUCAACCGUCUGGGGCUGGGUUAAGCGCUGGUUUGACCCCAUAACGGUAUCCAAGAUUUUUAUCCUUUCGGACCACGAUGUCUUACCCGUUUUAACGUCUUUCAUGGAUAUUAAAGAUAUUCCUAAGCACUAUGGCGGUGAAUUGGAGUGGGACUUUUUCGAUGAGCCUGCUUGGGGUGACGAGAUCAAACGAAUAUGCGAGUGGGAGAAUGGUUACACCGCUUUCCCCUCAGGCCCAUUGUACUGGCGUCCUAUUGACGGCGGCAAGCGAGUUGAAUGUCUUGCAGUGGGUAGUAAAGGCGAGACAGACAGGCGAGAACGCGUCUGCACCAUUACAAAAGCAUACCCUCCUAAAUCCGCCGCAGACACCCUUGCUUCCGUUGAAGUAUCACAGACCGACGCCCCAACGGAAGGUGAAGAGAGCUUCGUGUCGCCGACCUCCGAGAAGGUUGCUCUAAACGGCGAAGUUCCGACAGCGAGCAUCGCGGCUUUAUCGGUGGCCGAGUAAAACUAAUGCGAGAUGUAUAAACGACUUUGUCGAGAUCGAGAUCGAGAUCGGACUUGGAAUACCCAUUGCGAAUUUUGGAGUAGAAUCGCUGAAGAUAUAGACAUAAGUUAUGUACAUGAUACACAUGGAGGGAUAUUACGCCGGCCAUACGAGCGUUUCAAGGUUUAUUUUAAUUUCUAUAAGAUCUUCCUAUUAGGGUAUAUUGGGGCAUUUUUACGGAACCAUGGUGUGCUGCUCUAUUUUGGAGGAUUUGGCACGAAUAGGAUAGAUAGGUGU
Messenger RNA from Annulohypoxylon maeteangense, 1706 nucleotides. RefSeq names its product CRAL/TRIO domain-containing protein. The transcript has 5 exons. The record is from RefSeq and is a predicted model, not a curated record. NCBI's taxonomy places the organism in Eukaryota, Fungi, Ascomycota, Sordariomycetes, Xylariales, Hypoxylaceae. The coding region runs from base 189 to 1430 and encodes 413 amino acids.